Vicia faba (fava bean) is the source of this 1113-nucleotide messenger RNA. The record is from the annotation of a GenBank genome assembly. Lineage: Eukaryota; Viridiplantae; Streptophyta; Magnoliopsida; Fabales; Fabaceae.
AUGAAUGUGUCAGACACCAACAAAUGGAUAUCUGAUUUAGAAAUGGAUGAAUACAAUUUAUUUCCAGAAGAAUGCAACCUGGAUUUCCUUGAUGCUGAUGAGAAACAAGAGUUUCUUUCACAUGAAAUAGCUACUGUCUUUGAAGAAGAAAACCAACAUCAACAUUUGAGUUCAGAGUGCACUUCCACAACUCUCACCAACUUGCUCACUGAUGAAACCUGUUUUGAGUCAUUUGACUUUGGUUUUGAGAGACCAACCAAUGAUUACAAUGACAACAUCACAGCUGAAACCAUGUCACCAAAACUGUCUCCAUCAUCUUCUAUCUCAUCUUUUCAGUCUCAGAUUCUCUCUUUUGAAAACCUCCCAAAUUCACCUGCUACCAACACCCCCCAAUUUUUUGAAUUUGACCAUACUCUAAACUCGAAACCCAACGAAACAGUGUCGGUAUCUCCACCCCAGAUGGAAAACACUCAUGUCUUCACUCAAACUCUAAAAGGGUCAUCAAAAAAUCAAAACUUGGAAACAAAAACCUCGCAACCAAAGAGAUCUCGAGCUAACGCAGAGGAUCAUAUCAUGGCUGAGAGAAAGCGAAGAGGGAUACUCAGCCAGAGUUUCAUUGCUCUCGCUGCUCUUGUUCCUAACCUCAAAAAGAUGGACAAAGCUUCUGUAUUAGCUGAGUCUAUUAAAUACGUGAAAGAGCUUAAAGAUCGUUUGGAAGUUUUGGAAGAACAAGACAAGAAAACAAAUGCAGAAACUGCAGUUGUUAUGAACAAACCAGACCUAUGUAGCGAUGAAGAUAACUCCUCAUGUCAUGAGAACGUUGAAGUUGCUGGGGGUGGUGACAGUGAAUCACUCUUACAAGUGGAAGCUAGAGUGUCAGGGAAAGAGAUGCUUAUAAGGAUCCAGUGCAAGAAGAAGAAGGGAGUUUUGGUAAAAAUGAUGGGAGAGAUUCAAAGUUGUGAAUUGUUUGUUGUGAAUAGCAAUGUCUUACCCUUUGGUGAUUCUGUCCUUGACAUUACCAUCAUUGCUCAGAUUGGUGAAGGGUACAAUUUGAGCAUAAAGGAGCUUGUGAAGAAGCUGCGCAUGGAAGCAUUGGAGUUUAUGUCAUCAUAA